UGUAAUUGUGCAAGCCUUUUGUUAUGCUGCUAAUGUUUACCAAACUGAAUGAAUGAUUAAUGAUUUCAAACGGUUAUCUUUUUUAUGUACUGUUCGUGACAAAUGUUCAGACAUUUCAAAUAAUAUUUCAUAUAUUUUGUAUAUAAUAUAUAAUAUAAUCAUUGUAUUAUUUAUUUAUGUAGUAUAACUUAUCUGAAAUAUUUAUCUCCUAUUUUAUGUUGUUCAGAAAUGAUCUUGAAUAGCUUAGUUCUGCUGUGCUCUGAAGACUGUUAACUGAACUAUGAUCAGUAAAUAUCAUAAUUAAACAUUUAGGAUGAACGUCGUGUCUAUGUGUUCAAAUGUUCUUUGUCCGCGAUGGCCGUAGACAGACGAAAGCUCCAUCCAUUCCCAUCCUGUCUUCCUAUCCUGUGCCGUCAUGGGGAAAGAGAAGAUCCACAUCAACAUUGUGGUCAUCGGCCAUGUUGAUUCUGGGAAAUCCACCACCACUGGCCAUCUCAUCUAUAAAUGUGGAGGAAUUGAUAAAAGAACCAUUGAGAAGUUUGAAAAAGAGGCUGCUGAGAUGGGAAAAGGUUCCUUUAAGUACGCCUGGGUUCUGGACAAGCUGAAGGCCGAGAGGGAGAGAGGGAUUACCAUAGACAUUUCACUCUGGAAGUUUGAGACCACCAAGUACUACAUAACUAUAAUAGAUGCUCCAGGACACAGAGACUUCAUCAAGAACAUGAUCACUGGAACGUCUCAGGCGGAUUGUGCUGUUCUAAUUGUGGCAGCUGGAGUGGGUGAAUUUGAGGCGGGCAUCUCUAAAAAUGGGCAAACAAGGGAACACGCCCUGCUGGCCUACACGCUGGGCGUCAAGCAGCUGAUUGUAGCUGUCAACAAGAUGGACUCCACGGAGCCGCCGUACAGCGAGAAACGCUAUGAUGAGAUCGUUAAAGAAGUGAGCACCUACAUCAAAAAGAUCGGUUAUAGCCCCGCCUCGGUGCCCUUCGUCCCAAUUUCAGGUUGGCAUGGUGACAACAUGCUAGAACCUUCUUCUAAUAUGCCCUGGUUUAAAGGCUGGAAGCUGGACAGGAAGGAGCAGCAUGCCAGUGGGGUGACUCUACUGGAAGCUCUCGAUACCAUCAUGCCUCCAACACGCCCCACUGACAAACCCUUACGUCUGCCCCUACAAGACGUCUACAAGAUCGGAGGUAUAGGGACUGUGCCGGUGGGCAGGGUGGAGACCGGUAUCCUGCGGCCCAGUAUGGUGGUGACCUUUGCCCCAGCCAACAUCACUACAGAGGUGAAGUCGGUGGAGAUGCAUCACGAGUCUCUGACUGAAGCUCUGCCAGGAGAUAACGUAGGCUUCAAUGUGAAGAAUGUGUCUGUAAAAGACAUUAGAAGAGGUAACGUUUGUGGGGACAGUAAGUCAGACCCGCCUCAGGAAGCAUCAGGGUUUACAGCACAGGUCAUCAUUUUGAAUCACCCAGGACAGAUCUGCGCAGGUUACUCUCCUGUCAUAGACUGCCACACAGCUCACAUUGCCUGUAAGUUUGCCGAGCUUAAGGAGAAGAUUGAUCGCCGUUCAGGCAAGAAGCUGGAAGACAACCCCAAAAGCCUGAAGUCUGGAGACGCUGCUAUUGUGGAAAUGAUCCCAGGAAAACCAAUGUGUGUGGAGAGCUUCUCUCAGUACCCUCCACUAGGACGGUUUGCUGUCAGAGAUAUGAGACAGACUGUUGCAGUCGGUGUCAUCAAAAGUGUGGAGAAGAAGAUUGGCGGCAGCGGGAAAGUGACUAAAUCUGCCCAGAAAGCUCAAAAAACUGCCAAAUGAAUCUGAAUUUCCAAGUUACUUUGUCACCUCAGGCCCUGUCCCAGCUAACAUGCCCCUCAUCUGGGCAUGCUGUUCCCCCUGUGUGCUUGAAAUAUACGCUCAAACUGAAUGGAGCCUGAUGGACUGAAGGAAAUAAUGAAAGACUGACAUUAUUACAUUUUGACUGGUUGCGCUGUAUAUUCACUUUUAAUAGAAGAUCGGCAC
Carassius auratus (goldfish) is the source of this 2011-nucleotide messenger RNA. Its product is annotated as elongation factor 1-alpha 2-like. NCBI's taxonomy places the organism in Eukaryota, Metazoa, Chordata, Actinopteri, Cypriniformes, Cyprinidae. Gene Ontology annotation, biological process: translational elongation. Gene Ontology annotation, molecular function: GTPase activity; translation elongation factor activity; GTP binding. The transcript is spliced from 7 exons. Bases 416 to 1807 code for a protein of 463 amino acids. The record is from RefSeq and is a predicted model, not a curated record.